AUGGAUAGCGGACGAAAUGCUUACAUGAUACUUCGUGUAGUCCCACCCCCGGCAGGGAGUGUUGGGAGUGCAGGAAGUGCAAGAAGAGUUACCCUGUCUGAGCCAAGGACACCCUCAUCAGGGUCAAGGGCAGAGGUGAGGGUAUCAUCAGGUCAGUUAUCCAAGAAAAGUUCUGCAGGAUCAGUCAGAGUUAUAAGUGCCAGCAGUGCAAGGAAAUCACCAUCAACUCCAGAUUAUAUGAAACCAAUUGUCCGCAGUGCUGUGAGAAGAUGGAAGCGACUGCACGAACAAAGUAUGAUGAAACGUUUAGUUGGGAUGAGAAAUGAGAAAAAAGAACAUUUACAAGCAGCCAAGGAAGAUGCCCGAAAAUUAGCAAGGAAAAUUCCAACAGAGCUUUUGGCCAAAGAAUGGCUCCAGGACAAUCAGGCCACUGUGGAAGUGAGAGCAUAUUUGGUUGAUAAGGUUUUUCCCACUUUGAUUCUGGGAGUAGAGAAGUUACUGUGUGAAGCAGAUAAACGAGGGCUGUCGGAGGUGGCAAUAAUGGAUCCUAAUUUCAACCCUCUGAACUUCCUGGCUCAGUAUCUGUUGAGGAAUAAUCCAAAGUACAGCAACUUUUCUGAGGCCUCGCCGUACGUUCGUGGUUUGCGUGAAGUAGCAGAGGAAUUACGUAAACAGCUCUUCCUCUUGGAAGAUAACAGAUUGGCUCGUAUCAAGGCUGAAGCGAGGCUGAAACGAGAAGAAAGAGAACGUAAAGAGAUGCUACGAGUUCAGGAGAAACAGAGGAGAGAAGACUGUCUCUUUAAGCAGUUCAAUGAAUGGAUGCUCACGUCUGAUGGCAAAGUAGAGCUUGCAUUGGUUCAAAACACUCUUAGGUCAUUUGCUGAAAUGGUUGAACUUUUCCCUGAGGAUCUGAAAGAGGCCGCGAGGUUUGGAGCAGCCAUUGAACCAACAGAUGAAAGUGGGCGAAUGCUCACAGUGAAGGAAUUUCAUCAGUAUUUAUCGACAUAUAUCGACUCCUUGCCAACGGAAAUAUUUGACCAGUUCAUGAUCCACAUGUCCAAAUGUGCACGGGCACAUCGCCUAGCAACGGAGAGAGAAGCUCGGCGGAUUAUUCUCACAAAUCUCUUCCUGGCUUGUGAUCGUAGUGGGAUUGCCAUCCUUGAUCGGCACCGCGUCCUCGAUCUGUUUGAAAGUUUUUGGGAUGCAGCCAAUGACGAAGUCAGACGCAGCCUCCGCAACCCAAGGAGAUGGCCGGUGGUGGAGGUUGAGGAGACUGAGGACUCCCUGAGUGAUGACGAGGACCUUGGUAUGCUGGAUGAUGUGCAGGAGAAAGACGAAGAAAAGGAGGAUGGAGCCCAGUCUGCAGCAGAUGGAGGGAAGGUGGAAGAAGCUCAGCUGGAAGAACAGAAAGACAGUGUUUCAAAUUUUGCAGAAGAUAGCCAGAAACCUGAAUCAGCUGAGAAAGGAGAUGACAACCAAGUAACAGAGGGUGAGCCAAGUAAGGAUGAGACUCAGGAAGAACAGCAGGAGAAGAAGGAAGAACAGCAGGAGAAGAAGGAAGAAGGAACAGAAGAAACGAAAGAGGUUGAAGAAACAAAACCUGCUGAAGAUGGACAGGUGGCAGAAAGUGAUGAACAAAAAGAUGAGGGGAAGGAGAAGUCUGAUGAAGAAAAGAAAGAUGAACAAGGAGAAGAAAAGAAGGAGGAAGUAAAAGUGGAGGAGCAAAAUCAGUCAACUGAGGAGCAGAAGACAGAUCCCGAGAAGCCAGCUGAUGUCGAAGUGUCUGAAAAAGAGCAGACAACUCAGGGUCUGCCGGAGAAGGAACAGGAUGAAGCUGAACCCACAGAGGCUGACAAUACCCUGAAGCUGGACCUGAAGACCACCAAUGAUGACAUGGUCCCACCAGGAACUACCCAGACCGGUCGACUCAGUGUCACCUUCGCCGAGGGCACGGAGUUCGAGAGAGAGAUUCAGACAGCUGGAACUGUCACCAGUAUACAGUCGCAGAUGUCAGCAUUUGACGAGCACACUCUGAACGUGUCUCAGUUUGUCCAUUUGACCGAGACAUUUAUCGGAGACAGGCCCGAAGCGAGCACUUUUGAGACGCUGCUCAGGUACAUCAAGGAAGGCUAUGAAGAAACAGAGGAGGAGAAACUGGACAGACUUUUGAAGGCAAGGAAGGAAGCUCUGGCCUCCAAGCGCAAGGUUCAGAUGGACAACCUGUUUGAGAGAUGGGACAACGACGGAUCAGGGUACCUAGACCUGGACGAGGUGGAGACAGUGAUGUUGAAGUACAAGGAUGGCCAAGAAGCUGAAGCGAUCAGCAGAGCCAAAGACAAACUAAGCAAGCAGUCCAAGUACCACGAUCAGAGGCUCAGCAAGAGAGAGUUCCGGACAUUCUUUGACUUGGUGGUUGACGAGAUCCCAGGAGAUUCAUUUGACUAUCUUAUAGAGUUCCUAGCCAGCAGCAUUGAGGAUGCUGAGGCUCACGGCAACAACAAACGCAUCAGCGCCAACAUCGCCAUGCUGGAACGUAACGUCCACUUCCCAGCCCGGGGCGAUGUGUGUCUGAGAUAUGUCGCUUCAACUCCAGAGGACGCAGACUAUGUCCUCACCAAGGUCCUCCACAAGGACAUGAAGGGAAUCAGUUUUGCAGCAGUUGAGUCCGGCAAGCCGAUCCACGUCCCCCGUGUCGCCAACCAUGGUAACAUCCAUUUCUGGAACAACCAUCGUCAUAGAGAUGAAAGAGAGGGAUCGUUUAUUGUGAUUCCUCUAAAGGAUGGACGGAAGCGGGUGUUCGGUAUCAUGGGAAUCGACACUCUCAGCGAUCCUCACACAAAGGCCAUUUUCAUUACGCAUGAGAUUCAGUUCUUUCAGGGUGUGGCAAUAAUAGCGUUUAGUGUUUGCGCAAGUUGCGUGGACAUGCGGAUCAUCACGGAGAGCGCGGUGUCGUGGAUCCAGCGCCGCAGCCCGCACGUGACAGAGGUGGUGUUCUACAUGGUGGAGCCUGAUGGGAAGGGGCAGGACUACGUGCUUCGGAAGAUGAUGAUGACAGACAACCGUGGCAACCCUGUCCAGCCGGAGAAUCCAGCUAGACUGGAGAGGAAGGAUAACCUGUUCAGGGACUAUCUGUUCAAGGCUGUGGACAACUCAGAGUCAGUGACAGCUGAUGCGUAUGGUGAGCGCCACCUGGCGUUCCCUCUCCGAGACGAUCAGGGCCGAGCUGUAGCCAUCAUUGACAUCAGUAUAGGGUCGAUGAAGAAACUCCCCGCCCACGAGAACAAAGAAGCACUGCGGAUGCUGAGACUGCUGCAGAUGGCUCACAAAGAGAUUGCUUCCGAGUUUGCAGGAGAGGAAUCCAUGAGGAUUUUGGAUGCUGAGAAGGACGACAAUGCUCGGAUGGACAUAAUGUUUGACCGUCUGAUGCUGAUGGAGCUGAGGGAGAACGUGUCCAAGUUGGACACCCAGGCGUACGCUGAGCUAAAGAGUUACAACGAGCCACCGGCAAUCAUCCUGGACAUCCUGAAGGCCACCAUCGCUAUCUUCUACCUGGAGAAGGUGGAGACAGGGGAGUUUGAUGACUGGACCAGAGUGAAGGGGCUGAUCAAUGGUGACCUGAGUCAGAAGAUUGCUGACUUUGACCCCACGGCUCAGGAAGACCUCCUGCCCUCAGAGAAGUUCGAACAUUAUCUCAGAGAUGUGCCUCAUGGUGAAGUUGCCAAAUAUGGUUCCCUGCCGGCACAGCAUAUGUACAACUGGGUGUUCGUCUGUCUGUCUCUCAUCGAACACACGCGUAAGAUGAGACAGAACAAGAUGGAGAAUGCAGUGCCGACUGAGGGAGAUUCAGCAGCUGAGGACUAGAAACUACUUUCCAUAACACUAUCACAGAAACUACUUUCCAUAACACUAUCACAGAAACUACUUUCCAUAACACUGUCACAGAAACUACUUUCCAUAACACUAUCACAGAAACUACUUUCCAUAACACUAUCACAGAAACUACUUUCCAUAACACUAUCACAGAAACUACUUUCCAUAACACUAUCACAGAAACUACUUUCCAUAACACUGUCACAGAAAUUACUUUCCAUAACACCAUCACAGAAACUACUUUCCAUAACACUAUCACAGAAACUACUUUCCAUAACACUAUCACAGAAACUACUUUCCAUAACACUGUCACAGAAACUACUUUCCAUAACACUGUCACAGAAACUACUUUCCAUAACACUAUCACAGAAACUACUUUCCAUAAGACUAUCACAGAAAUGACUUUCCAUAACACUAUUAGUUAAACUACUUUCCAUAGCACUAUCACAGAAACUACUUUCCAUAACACUAUGACAGAAACUACUUUCCAUAACACUAUCACAGAAACUACUUUCCAUUACACUAUCACAGAAACUACUUUCCAUAACACUGUCACAGAAAUUACUUUCCAUAACACCAUCACAGAAACUACUUUCCAUAACACUGUCACAGAAACUACUUUCCAUAACACAGUCACUGAAUUCACUUUACAAAAAAACUAUAACAAAAGCUACUCUCAGUAAGACUGAAUUAUUAUAUUAUGAGAAAUAUACUGCUGUGUCAUCCACAAUCAACUUGUCAUUGUAUAGUUUUAUAUUCUUUCCUGAAAAAUUCUGAAUCGAAGUGAUUAAAUCUGUAUUUGAUGUCAUUUUUGUAUCAUAUGUAUAUUAUCAAUUCUUACUUCAAAUUUCCAGUAUUAUGAUUUUAUAUUUCACCAUUUCUGACCAGUAUAUAAUUUUAUUCAUUUUCCAAAAUAUCUAAUAAAUAUUUUCGCAGCUAGAUCACACCAAUUUGAACUUCCAGGGACCAAAGCAUGCCUUCAUAUUAUUUGAUCCAUUGCCUUUCCAACAUUAUGCAGUACUCUGCAAUUAUCCAACUGCUGAAAUGGUUGAAAUUUUGCUGCAACAACCUACCAUAUAUAUGAACGAUUAUUUUCAUGUAGUUUUGUCUUUCAGUAUUUAUCUUGUACGAAAUUUAUAUUUUAGAUAUCUGCAGUAUUAAUCUAGUGGCUGUGUACAUUUCUUGCUGACUUUGUAUCUAUGUACAUAAAUCUGGGUGACCUUUGUAGGAUGGUUGUAAAUAUUGUGAACUGAAUGAUUAGCAUUGUUAGGAACAUUGAAGGUGUGUUUUAGUGGAAAUAAAAUCCUCAAUUUAAA
This is a messenger RNA of Haliotis rubra (blacklip abalone), 5186 nucleotides long. Its product is annotated as EF-hand calcium-binding domain-containing protein 5-like. Gene Ontology annotation, molecular function: calcium ion binding. Lineage: Eukaryota; Metazoa; Mollusca; Gastropoda; Lepetellida; Haliotidae. The record is from RefSeq and is a predicted model, not a curated record.